This is a messenger RNA of Charadrius vociferus (killdeer), 139 nucleotides long. Its product is annotated as protein ZNF783-like. The record is from RefSeq and is a predicted model, not a curated record. The annotation marks the transcript as partial. Lineage: Eukaryota; Metazoa; Chordata; Aves; Charadriiformes; Charadriidae. The transcript has a single exon. Gene Ontology annotation, biological process: regulation of DNA-templated transcription.
CCCGUUUCGCAGGGGGCAGUGACUUUCGAGGAGGUGGCCGUCUACUUCUCCCCCGAGGAGUGGGUCGAGCUGGCGGCAUGGCAGCGGGAGCUCUACCGGGAGGUGAUGAUGGACAACUAUGACCUGGUGACCAGUUUGG